Dinoponera quadriceps is the source of this 2901-nucleotide messenger RNA. It is a transcript of the gene Nct, whose product is annotated as nicastrin. The record is from RefSeq and is a predicted model, not a curated record. NCBI's taxonomy places the organism in Eukaryota, Metazoa, Arthropoda, Insecta, Hymenoptera, Formicidae. Gene Ontology annotation, biological process: Notch receptor processing; protein processing. Gene Ontology annotation, cellular component: membrane. The transcript is spliced from 8 exons. Bases 137 to 2071 code for a protein of 644 amino acids.
GGAGACAUCGUCAUGAUUCAUACAAUGUCAAAGUGUUAGUUGUCAUAUAUCCCUUACAUGUCUCAUACGUGGUAGCGUCAGGUGAUGUCCAAAAUUGUAGUUGAUCACAGACUACGAGUAGACACGAAAGUAAAAAAUGGCGUUGGGAAUUUGGAAAUAUAUUCUGACUUGUAUCGUCAUAAAUUCAGUGGUCAGCGAGAGGAUAAAGGAUAUGAUUUACAUGCCUUUGGAAGGUGCGGCUGCUUGUUUCCGAAGACACAAUGGCACACAUCAGUUUGGAUGUUCUUCUAGUAGAUCAGGCAGCGUAGGUGUUGUGCAUCUACUUGAAGUCGAUAGUGAUCUUAUUUGGAUAGAAAAUAAUGCCACCGCAGGUCCGUACACUGUGGUUGUGCCGUUUUCAAUGUUCACCAGCAACACGCUCGUGAGACUGCGAAAUACAAAUAAUAUAAAUGGAGUAUUGUUAGCAAGGAAUAUCAGCCGAGAUCGACCAUCCAGUUAUUCACCCGAAGACAAAUGUCCGAAUCGGUAUUCUGGUUAUAAAAAAUGUAACGAUGUAAAACCAUGGAAUCCCUUUGGGUCUGCGUUGCUCAUGGAGGACUGGCCGUUCCCCAUGUUUUAUACAGAUAAUCAGACGGUGUUGGAAGCUAUAAAGACCUGUUUCUGGGCGCACAAUGCCCACGACCUCGAGACGCAGUAUCAGAGAUCGUUGUGCGCACUCGAGAUGAAGUCGUUCAUGUAUGCCGCCGUCAACUCGGAAUCUUGCAUAAGGCGUACCGACUUCAAGCUGAAUUUCAAUCCGACGCAAUUCUGCGACCCGCUCGGCGACAGGAACAUACAUUGGCCUCUGGCGCCUCUCGACGAAGCUAACAAUACAGUAAUAAUGGUGACAGCACGCUUGGACGCAUCGUCGUUAUUCGACGGGAUAUCGCCCGGCGCAGGUAACGCCGUGACGGGGCUCGUGACGUUGCUCGCCACUGCGUACUAUUUGAAUUUCUUGAACGCCACCGUCGACAAGACGAACGUGGUCUUCUCUUUGUUGAACGGAGAAGCGUUCGAUUAUAUCGGAUCUAGUCGUAUGGUGUACGACUUGAAGCAAAACAACUUCAACGCUCUCGGCGGCACGAGCUUGAAACUCGACGACAUCAAGAGCGUGAUCGAGUUCGGCCAGUUGGGCAAGGGGGAGAUAUUUCUCCACGUGAGCGGCACGAACAACGACACGAUAGGCCGCCUGCAACAGGCGUUGAAUGUCUCUUCGGACGAGACGUACAGCGACAGUGUCCCGCCGACAUCCGUGCAGAGCUUCCUCGAGGCGAGGCCGAAUCUCACGACCGUUGUGAUAAGCAACCACCGCAAGCAAUUCACGAACCCGUACUACAACGGUAUCUUGGAUGACGCGGAGAGCCUCGAUUUCCACAGAAACGAUACUAGCGCGCUUGCAUCCGAUUUAGCGAAAAUUGCUCUUCAGGUGGCUAAUGAGCUUUACCGAGAAGUGACGGGAACAGAACCGGCGCCGCAGCCCGACGCACGAUCUACCGUGGAAGAUCUCGUCGCGGAUAUGCUGCAUUGCUACUUGGAGAGCGCCAAGUGCAAUCUCUUCCGCGCCGCUUCGGUUCCCGGUGUUAAGUUGAUCAAUCAGGUACUGUCGCUCUAUGUCGGUGUGCACAGAGCACCGAAUGUCGCCACGAGCUUGACCGGCCAGCUCUUGGCCUUGCUCACCGGCGAGAAGCUCUACGACAUGAACGAAACUACGUGCCACGAGAAUCGCCUCGCUUGGAUGGGCGGGCCCAAUUUCACGGGGCUGUGCAUUAAUUCGACCGUCAAUUAUAGCGCCGCUGUGAGCCCGGCGUUCAUCAUCGCAGGAUAUAACAUGAAAUCGGGUGUCUAUUCGACUUGGACGGAAUCCAUAUGGCAAACGCUGAGCGUCAGGUUGUUCCUGAAGCCGUCGGCGGCGACGGAACGUUUCAGUAUGAUUCUGGGCAGUUUGGUCGCCGGCACCUCCUUCGUACUGGUGUGGUUCAUCAAUAACCGAGCUGAUGUGUUGUUUAACUCGAGGAGAACGAUCGAAUGCUAGGGAUGCGCCGCGGACCACAUAUCACUGACUAGCUUAGACCACCAUUGUGAAGACCAAGGUGUUCUAGUAACUAGCCUUUAAUCGUAUGUGUGGUACGCCCUCGGAUGACGAUUCCCCCCCAACUCGAUAAUCAAACAAUUCGGACGCCGCGUUAUCGUUCUAAUUACUCUUAUUUAUCGUUAUUGUAUUUUACACGCCACCGUAAAUCCGACCUUGAAAGUCAUUGCCUCGAACUUAUGAUAUGCGAAGCCAGAAUGCGAGCACGCUAUUUAUUUUAAUGUAAAUUAUCAAUCCUCUUACUUUUUCCCCCGCGUCUCUCCCUUCUUCUUCAUAAUAAUGUUCGAUUUGCGCAUCGUCCAAAUUAUUUAUGAGAUUUUGCAUUAAAAAGGCACGAAUGUGACGAAUGGAAAACUUGGUAGAUUAAUGGCUUUGUACAUAUCGCGUUGAUAAGAUUUCUAAUAAGAUAGAGUUAAGAGUUCUCACAAGCGGAUUAUACUUUCGAUCAUUGGUUAUACGAAUUAGUUACCUGUUUAACGCUAGGAGAAUCAACCAACACAUGUAAAUCUGUAGUAUGGGAAAAUAUAUAUGAGAGAAUCGCUCUCAUACAUCAACGUUUGAGAGUUUCAUAUUCUUAUGAAUGCAUCAUAAAAAUGUGCAGAAUUAUUUUUACGUCAAAUUUGGCUCAACUCCGAAGGCUCAAGUUUCUUUCUAAUAAAUGUUCACUUUGCGCACUUUGUUACUGCUUUUUGUUAAAACCGUGAAAGAAUAUAGUUAGAAAAAAUAUAUAUAUAAUUAUAUAGUUAUGUAUAUAAGUAUAUAGUAUAUGAUGA